This is a messenger RNA of Lineus longissimus, 1392 nucleotides long. RefSeq names its product biogenesis of lysosome-related organelles complex 1 subunit 4-like. NCBI's taxonomy places the organism in Eukaryota, Metazoa, Nemertea, Pilidiophora, Heteronemertea, Lineidae. The record is from RefSeq and is a predicted model, not a curated record. The coding region runs from base 81 to 743 and encodes 220 amino acids. The transcript has 5 exons. Gene Ontology annotation, cellular component: BLOC-1 complex.
UAAUUUGAGAAAACCCUUCAUCAAAAUUUGUUACAUUCUGUCAAGAACAUUUCGAAUUCAAACCCGGAAGUGAUUGCAAAAUGGAUGAAGAACUACAAGAAGGCAGAGAAACAGUGCUGGCAGAGCCAGAAACCGCUGAAAAUAAUGACGCUGAGACGUUUCCCUCCAAUGAAGAGGUGAUAGCUGAGUUGGCUGAUGACUACGCUAAUUAUCUUAACUUUGAAACACCAAUAGAGAAACAAUCAUUUGAUGAGAGUAUUGAAGAGAUGUUGACGAGACUGGAUGAAUAUUGUGGACUUGUUGACUUGAUUCGAAGUGAUACGUCCCUCUGCUUGAAUAAAACCCUGCCAGGAAUAUACGCGAAGUCUCUCCAGAUGCAGGGAAUAUUUCAGAAAAUAGAUCAGCUGGAGGCGUUUGUAGCCUUGGUCAGGGAGAACGUGUCUGUGCUGGAGGAGCAUGUGAAUAAAGCUGAAGAUGAUAUGGGAUCAUUUAGUACUGUCAAAAAGAUGCUCAGUUCGUUUUCUUUACCAUUCAGUAAAAAAGCAUCUCCUAAACCAGAGACGAAAACAAGAUACGUGCCACCAGAAAUUUAUGACUCUGAUGAUUACUUCGGACCCAAGCCUGCUACAAGUAGACAGCGAAGUAAGACGGACGAGAGCCUGACUAGACAAAAGGGACAUUCUUCUAAAGAUCCGUCAGUUGAGGCUGCAGCAGAGGUGAAAGUGAUCGAAGGUGAAGCGUGAGGGCGCCGUACAGUUCUUCCUGACUUUCAACAUUAUCUAUGAAUCAUUCCAUUCAAUGAGGGUUGAACCCUUCCCAUGUAUGAUUUAAAGCUCCACUGGUAUUCGGCGUCAAAAAUGUGCAGUAUGUAAAUGAUGUCCACUAGGCACAUGCUUAAACUUUAAAGGCGUACACCAUUCAUGUUCAUUAUACUUUCUUGUGGCUCAAGUAAAUAGAAAUGAUAAAUUACCAGGGUGCAGAUAUUAUGCACACAAAUUUGGCAUUUACAGUAUUUGUAUAUCAGUCUACACAAUGGAAAUUUUUUGAUUCAUCAUUAAUUUUCAGCUUUCAAAUUUUUUCAAAUGAAGUAGGGGUCUGCAAAGCAGACUUCAGCAUGGUCUGGUUCUGCUGAAGUUCAAUGAAUACUGUGGGGCUUUAAAUCAGUUUGUAUAGACUAACUUUGUUCCAACAUACUGUGAACCGGUGCUAAGGUAUUAUUGAGUCAAACAAGUAAAAACAUUGUAAAGAUCAUUGAAUUAGAAUCUAUGUCUGAGUUUCUUCUUGGUGAACAGGCAUUUGCUGAUUAGUUCCCAGCAGAUGCCAAUAGAUGUCUGAUCCGUGUUAGUGUCUUGUAAAUAUCAGAAAUAGUUUCUUUAAUUAAAAAGAGUUUGA